Messenger RNA from Sorex fumeus (smoky shrew), 2883 nucleotides. RefSeq names its product RB associated KRAB zinc finger (gene RBAK). The record is from RefSeq and is a predicted model, not a curated record. The transcript is spliced from 5 exons. The coding region runs from base 25 to 2340 and encodes 771 amino acids. NCBI's taxonomy places the organism in Eukaryota, Metazoa, Chordata, Mammalia, Eulipotyphla, Soricidae. Gene Ontology annotation, biological process: regulation of transcription by RNA polymerase II. Gene Ontology annotation, molecular function: RNA polymerase II cis-regulatory region sequence-specific DNA binding; DNA-binding transcription factor activity, RNA polymerase II-specific.
GCCCCCAGGGAUUGAUGGAGGCUGAUGGGGUCCCAGCGUGGUUGUGUCGGGGCUCCCUGGGAUCAGUACUCACAGUGCCAGAAAGAAGUGAAUGCGUCGGAUCUGCCAGCUGAAGAGGCCAGAGCGGCUGAAGUAGGCGAUGACCAUGGCCAGCAGGUGCAGCCAGUGACGGACCAUCUAGAUAUCCCCCAGCAGCCGAAAAUGAGUGGAUCUCAGGGGCCCGUGUCGUUCUGGGACGUGGCCGUGGACUUCACCCAGGAAGAGUGGUGGCAGCUGGACGCCGAGCAGAAGAUAAUCUACAGGGAUGUGAUGCUGGAGAGCUACGGCCACCUUGUUUCCCUGGGGUACAGUGGCACUAAACCUAAUGUCAUCAUCAAAUUGGAGCAAGGAGAGGAGCCCUGGAUAGCAGAAUGUGAAUUUACUUGUCAGAAUCAUGCAGAAAAAACCCAGAGAGUUGACAAUCUGAUAGAGAGGAUCCAGGACAGUGAAGACAAACACUCAAGGCAAGCUGUUGGCACCCAUAGCAAAAUUCUAAGUGAAGGGAAAGGGCCUGCAGUUGACGAAGCUGACACGGAAAGUUUGGUUUCUUCUGGCGUGAUAUCUCACACUUGUGUGUCUUGUGGGAAGAACAUAGACUCUGCUUCAGAAUUAAUAAUUACUGAUGGGAGUUAUUCAAGGACAAAAACCAGUGGGUGUAGUGAAUGUGAGAAAGCAUGUGGAGAAAAAUCAUACGGAUUUACUCCAAAUGGAGAGGCUUGUUCUCAAAGCGAGAGAAGUAUUCUUCAGAAAGUGAGCAUUUUGGAGAGGCCCCUUGACUACAAUAAAUGCAUGGAAGCCUUAGACAACGAAGCAGUUUUCCUUACUCAUAAGAACCCAUUUAUAGGAGAGUCUGCUUGUCAGUGGAGUGGUUCUGGGUCAGACUUUAUCCAGAUGUCAGAGUUUAAUGUUUACCAGAAAUCCCAAACAGAAAUGAAACCCUUUGAAUGUAGUGAAUGUGGAAAAUCCUUCUGUAAAAAGUCAAAAUUUAUUAUACACCAGAGAGCUCACACAGGAGAGAAACCUUAUGAGUGUAACGUUUGUGGGAAAUCCUUCAGCCAAAAGGGAACCCUGACUGUGCACCGGAGAUCACAUUUAGAAGAGAAACCCUACAAAUGUAAUGAGUGUGGGAAAACUUUCUGUCAGAAGCUACAUCUUACUCAGCAUCUAAGAACUCAUUCAGGAGAGAAACCCUAUGAAUGUAGUGAAUGUGGGAAAACCUUUUGCCAAAAAACACAUCUCACCUUGCACCAGAGAAAUCAUUCCGGCGAGAGACCCUACCCAUGUACCGAAUGUGGUAAAUCUUUCUCCCGCAAGUCUGCUCUCAGUGAUCAUCAGAGAACACACACAGGAGAGAAGCUCUAUAAGUGUAAUGAGUGUGGGAAAUCCUACUACCGAAAGUCAACCCUCAUCACUCACCAGAGAAUACACACGGGAGAGAAACCCUAUCAGUGUAGCGAAUGUGGAAAGUUUUUUUCUCGGGUGUCGUACCUCACGAUACAUUAUAGAAGUCAUUUAGAGGAAAAGCCCUAUGAAUGUAAUGAAUGUGGAAAGACUUUCAAUUUAAAUUCUGCCUUCAUUAGACACAGGAAAGUACACACAGAUGAGAAACCCCACGAAUGUAGUGAGUGUGGAAAGUUUUCUCCAUUUUUCUGUCUCCCUGACCAUCACACAACUCCUUUAGGAGAGAAACCUUAUGAAUGUAAUGAAUGUGGAAGAACCUUCCUAGAAAAUGCAGCUUUCCCAUCACUCCCAAAAGGGGAGAAAUCCUAUGAAUGUAACAUAUGUGGGAAAUUGUUCUCUGAGUUGGCCUACUAUACUGUGCAUUAUAGAAGUCACUCAGAAGAGAAGCCCUAUGGUUGUAGUGAAUGUGGGAAGACUUUCACCCAUAAUUCUUCUCUCUUUCGACAUCAGAGAGUACACACAGGUGAGAAACCCUAUGAGUGUUAUGAGUGUGGGAAAUUCUUCUCUCAGAAGUCUUAUCUCACAAUACAUCAUAGAAUUCAUUCCGGAGAGAAACCCUAUGAGUGUAGUAAAUGUGGAAAGGUCUUCUCGCGAAUGUCAAACCUCACUGUCCACUACAGAAGCCACUCAGGAGAGAAGCCCUACGAAUGUAAUGAAUGCGGGAAAGUGUUUUCUCAGAAGUCAUACCUCACUGUACAUUAUCGAACUCAUUCGGGAGAGAAACCCUAUGAAUGUAAUGACUGUGGGAAAAAAUUUCACCACAGGUCAGCUUUCAAUAGCCAUCAGAGAAUCCACAGGAGAGGCAACGUGACCAUGCUUGAUGUGGAAAAUCUCAUGUAGGGAGUUGGGUAUUGUUUAGGAAGGAGAUCGGGUUUUUGGAGAAAUUUAGGCAUUGGGCUCAUUUUUAUCUUAACUUUUCACAGUGGAACAUUCUUAAAUGUAAAACAUGAAGUCUUUAGCAAGUCCUACAACUUAUUGAGCACUUAGUAACUAACACAGCAACUGAACAAUUGAUUUUUCAUUCAAAUUGUACUUAAAGGGGCUGGAGCAAUAGCACAGGGGGUAGGGCGUUUGCCUUGCACGCGGCAACCCGGGUUUGAUUCCCAGUGUCCCAUAUUGUCCUGUCCCCCAGUACUGCCAGGAGUAAUUCCUGAGUGCAGAGCCAGAAGUAGUCCCUGUGUCUCUGUGCAUCACCGGGUGUGACCCAAAAGAAAAAAAGAAAAAAAAAGCAAAGCAAAUUGUACUUAAAAAUCAGGGAAUUGUACCAAGUAGAAGUCAAGUGGAUGUGGAAGAAAUAUUGUCUUAAAAAAUACAAUAGUAAAAGCCAUAUUUCUGUUAAAAAAAAAUGUUUAUAGGAAAUAUACCAGAUGCUAUCAGCUCUGA